Dimorphilus gyrociliatus is the source of this 3892-nucleotide messenger RNA. The record is from the annotation of a GenBank genome assembly. NCBI's taxonomy places the organism in Eukaryota, Metazoa, Annelida, Polychaeta, Dinophilidae.
GCAUUUGUCCUUGACCUUGUAUACUACAGCUGGCGUUAAACUCCUAUAGGCUAUAAGCGCGUCGUUCGACGCUUAAUUUAUGUUAACCAAUUACCUGGAUUAUGCCUCGCUCCAAGAAAAUAAAUCGCCCUGAAAAGUUUGCAAUUUUCUUUUCUUGAAACAUCGUUUUAUAAGAGAUCGCAUAACGCCUCAUUAAUGUGCUCUCAUUAGUUACUAUCGAAUUCUAAGGAAGUUAACUUAAUAAGUUGAUCAUUUUCUCUACUAUUAGAGAAGCUAUGGAGAUGAAUCGGAAGGGUAGAAAACGUCGGGUAUCCUCCAAUUCUGAAGAGGAAGAAGACGCAAAGAGGUUGACUCGAAAGGAGAAUGAGAAACAACGCCGAGACAAGCUAAACUAUUUUAUAAGUGAAUUGGCUAAUCAACUACCAGUUGUGGAAAGAUCUAACAGAAGAUUGGAUAAAACAUCAAUUUUACGAUUGGCCGUUAAUUAUUUAAAAGUUCAUCAAGAUUUACUGAAAAGAUGCAAAGACUUAAACCGCUGGCCAAGUUUUCCAAGAAAUCAGAAUUUAACUGAUAUCCUUCUGGAAAAUUUUAAUGGUUUCAUUUUAGCAUGUGACGAAAAGAGCGAGAUCGUUUUCUCUUCUGAUACUAUUACGAAUGUUUUGGGUUACAAAUUGGCUGACAUCCUUGGAUGCCCUCUCCUUAAUUUUGUACACCCUGCUGACCAUUCAAAAUUUGUCAGGGCUUUUGAAGAAGUAACUGAUGAAAAACAACGAAACUUUGAUGUUCGGUUGGCUAGAAACGACAAUAAUGGAUAUGUUCGAUUAGAAUUUUUUUCUUUCUUGGACGCCAGAGAAAAUCAUAAAACUUAUUUGAUAAGCUUUUGCCGUUUGGCAGGAGAUGAACCAACGACCGAGUUAUUACCGAUUGCCGAUGAAUCUAAUCAAUGGGUGACUCAGCAUUCAAUGGACGGAAAGAUUAUCUUUAGCGAUCCUAAGGGUUGCCUCAUAACAGGCUUCUUCCCGUCCGAAUCGAUUGGUUUCUCAGCUUACGCUCUGGUUCAUCCUGAUGAUAUUGGACCUAUUGUUUUAAAACAUAAUAUUUUUCUGACCACUGGAGAUAUACCAAACACCUGUUUUCGGAUGUUCACCAAAACUAGACAACAGAUUUAUAUUAAAAAUAGAUCUCACAUGGUUGUCGACAUGUGGACGUCCAAACCUAGACACAUAAUCUCCGUCAACGAAGUAGUUGACAAAGAGGAAGGUGAAAAGUUGUUAAAAGAACAAAGCCUCUUAGUUUCCAAAUACAGCGAUAACGGGCUGCAAUUGGAGGACAUUACGGAACGAAUAGCUACUAUUGAGGUUUCGGAUCCAGAACCGGAAAUCGAUAUGGAAUCAGAAAAUGACAAGGUUAAGGUGGUUGUUGGUGAGACUAAAUAUAAAAUCGAUUUGACUAGACAAGAACUAUUUCCAAGAAAAGGAUAUAACGUAAGCCGAAAAACUGUUGUUGAUACCGGGCAAUAUAGUAUUCAAAAGGAUGUACCCUUCGUAAAACCGUGUUUCGACUCUUUGGUGAAAAGAACACUAUCAGAUUGCGGCUGUAAUAAUGAAAAAGCUGUGGAAAUAAUUAAGGGACCAGCAUCAGCCCCACCAAAUAUACCUGAAGAUAUUAAUGAUAUGGAUAUUCAAUCAUCCCCUCCUGGCUCUGACAGUGAACUAUUAAGACAAAUCUGUCAAGAGAUUUCAGUUCCAUGUAUAACAAUAGAUUGUCUAUCAGAAAAGGAUAAGAUGCGACUGGACGUUUGUUCUAAAUUGGUACGAAAAUUAACAGAAAUAUCGGAAGUUAUAAGAUCAAAAGAAACCUGUGCAGCCAAUUUAAGAACCGAAUUACUGAGGGGUCAACAAUCGCAAAACUUUGAGCUGGUUCAAAGAUUAAGUAUAACCGCCAAACAGAUGACCGGUAUUCAUCAGAUAUUAAAGAAAACGAAGCAAAUGCUUAAAGAAAAGUUAAAUCAGCAGUUAAACCUAUUAAUUACUAGUAUAAAGUCAUUUGCAAAAGAUAAAUAUUCAAAUUUGGAUGAUUUGGAUACAAUUCUACAAAAUUUGGAAACUGACUUUCCUAGCUUAGAUGCCGAAUAUACCUCUGUAGAUUUGCUGGACAUCGAUUUGGACUGUGAUGCUCUAUAGAGAUUCUAGUGAUAUAUAAUUAUUCAUUAUUCAUAAGUCUACAGAUAACAGUAAUUCUAAAGAAACAAUGCGAUAGAAAACUGUACUGAAAAGGACUGAACAUCAAAAGUUUAUGCCCAUAAAAAGAAUCAUGCUUCCAGCUGAUAUAUAUAUAUAUAUGUAAAUUUGGUGUUGAAACUUCUAGAGAAAUUUUAUGGAGCAAAAAAAAGAGAACGUCCUACUACUUUCAGUCAAGUUUUCCGCAAUCGCUAUUUUUUUGAAUACGUUUUACAUUUUAUUAUUUUCAGAAUGUUACUAACUACUUUAUACUUCAUAUGCAAAAUUUUAAGAUAACGUAACAAAUUCACACUGCGCUCUCUAAUUUCACUGGCCCCCUCUCUCCCUCUCUCUCUCUCUCUCUCUCUCUCCUUUAAGCGCGCACAUUGUUUGUUGAUUGUAUUAUAUUUCAAUAAUUGUUUUCCUUUUAAUGCAUUUCAUAUGUAAUUCUAUUUUUUUUCUAGCAACCACAUUUGAUAUUUCAAAUUUAGAGACGGUAUAAGGUAGCUCAGCUUGUAUAUAAUGCUUUAAAAGAUGUAUAACAUAUAGUAUAUGAUUUUAGUGUGGAAAAUAUGAUAAAAUUUUAAGUUAUCAACUUUCUUUUCUUUACCGGCUACUUGCCCAAUUUUUUUAUAUUACUCAAGCAAAAACAAAGCACCUAAAUAUUUUUAUCUGUCAUUGUCGAAGAGAGAGGCCUUUUUAUAUUUUUAUUACAAAAAUCUAUUUGCUAAAGGUUCUAUCUGUUAAAUAACUUUACAUUGAAAAAAAAAGUAUUAAAAAAGCUUCUAAUCUUGCACUUGACAUAUUGGGCUUGCUAUUUCAUUUUAUGAGUGACGGUAUCUUUAAUUCGUCGAAUGUUUUGUGUACAUUUGUAUCUAAGUAUUAAUUUGUCUGCAGUGUUUAACUUUCGAUAAUAAGUUUGAAUAUAAAAUAUGUUAAUACCAACAUAGAUAUGCAUUAAUGUAAGAAACAAAAAUCUAUACCAGUUAUACAUCAUUAAUAUCUAUCUUCUCUAUCUUUUUAUUCCUUUUAUUUCUGUUAUUAUCUUUCCAUAUUUCGUGCAAAUACACAUAAAAGAUUUUUUAUUAUUCACCAUAUCAUUUCUACAAACAAUAAUUUUUCAAAGCUAUUAAUGAAUAGGCCAAGCUCUAUCAAUUGUACGAAAUCUCUUCCGAUAUGUAUUUAUAUACACUUAUAAUUCAAACGAAGAUAUAAAUAAAUAUAGAUUUCCAGUAUUUCUUAAUAUCUAUAUCUAUAUCUUCUAUUUUAUUGCUAUUGUUAUUUUUAUUUAUACACUUCAGUACUUUGGUAAGAAUUGGUAUUUUGCAAAAGAAAUAGUGUAUAUCAUUGAUAGUUGAAAUAUUCAUUAUUACAUCAUUAUAUGUUAUCUCGUUAGAGGGUGUAUAAUCACUUAAUCACUCUAUUCUAUUUUUCUUUUCCUUUAUUUUUCUAGGUAAUCUAAAAUAUACUCUUUUUUUAACUUCGAUUUUGUACGUAAAGCAAUCAAAGUAGGCCAAAAUAGAAUAAAUAUUAUCGAUAUUUUUUCUUGGGAUCUCAACCACACAUAGUUUUUUCUUCUUAAAUUUUGUCCCUGCAUUAUUGAUUUAUUGAACUUUGAAGUUUAUAGACCUGGAUAUAUUUGCAUUUUCAACUUUCCACGCAUAUUAUACAGA